AUGGCUGCACGCUCAGAUGAUCCCCGCACAGGUGUAUUGUUCUCCGCGCAGCGCGUGGAGGAUGCCCAUAUUGUGAUCAUUGGAUUUCCUUUUGAUGAAGGGUGUGUACGCAACGGUGGACGUGCCGGUGCUGCUAAGGGCCCCACCGCGUUUCGGACAUUUUUGAACAAGUUGGGGACUGUGAAGAACAUGGAGCUCGAUGUAGACGCCAGUCAUGUGAAGCUCUUUGAUGCUGGUGAUAUCACUGCAGAUACGUUGGAAGCGGCACAUGCAAAGUUGGAGAAAAAAGUUGCCGAGGUCCUCGCCAUGGGGGCGUUUCCCUUUGUGAUUGGAGGUGGGAAUGACCAAUCGGCUCCCAAUGGUCGUGCGCUGCUGCGCGCCUUUGAUGGGGAUGUGGGUGUCAUUAAUAUCGAUGCUCAUUUGGAUGUUCGGCCGCCUCUCUCUGACGGGAGGGUUCACAGCGGCACUCCUUUUCGUCAACUUCUUGAGGAGAAAAGUUUCUCAGGAAGUCGGUUUGUGGAGUUCGCAUGUCAAGGAUCACAAUGUAGCGCGAUACAUGCGGAGUUUGUGAAGAGUCACCAGGGUCAUCUCAUGUGGCUGAGCGAGGUACAGAAAAAGGGUGCUGUCGCAGCUUUGGAAGAUGCCUUCAGGCUGACUGGAAAGAACACUUUCUUCUCUUUUGAUGUGGAUUCCCUGCGGUCCAGUGAUAUGCCUGGCGUCAGCGCUCCGGGUGCUGUUGGUCUAAGCGCGCAGGAGGCCUUUGAUAUGUGCUUUGCAGCUGGUAAGAACCCGUCAGUGAAGCUGAUGGACAUGAGCGAGUUGAAUCCCGUUGUGGAGGACUACCGUUCCCCGCGUGUUGCUGCUUACAUGCUGUACCAUUUCAUUCUGGGGUUCGCCACACGGCCAAAAUUGAGAGUGUAG
Messenger RNA from Trypanosoma grayi, 921 nucleotides. Its product is annotated as putative arginase. Gene Ontology annotation, molecular function: metal ion binding; agmatinase activity. The transcript has a single exon. The record is from RefSeq and is a predicted model, not a curated record. The coding region runs from base 1 to 921 and encodes 306 amino acids. Lineage: Eukaryota; Euglenozoa; Kinetoplastea; Trypanosomatida; Trypanosomatidae.